GUCAUUAUCCGUAGCCCGUCCCCUUCCCUCCACAGCUCACAAUCGCGCUUCUCUGCAGCGCCGUUCUGCGAUAUACCAUAACCUACACGGACAGCCUAACACCUUUACAACACAAGUCUGAAACGACCUGUUCCCCUUGGAAUCAAUGAUGCGCUCUGCACUGGUCCCUCGCGGCCGCCCGCUUGCCCGCAUCUGCGAGCACUGCAGGCAUGAGCGCGCCAUCUCGACAAGAUCGUGGCCGACAGCGCCGCGCCAGGCGCAGUCCUCUGCAGGACCUUCGCCAGUCACCUCUUCCUCGUCGCUGAUGGUCACCAAGCACCAGCAGCGACUCCUCUCUACGACAGUGUCACAAUCACAGGCCGCCUCCUCUGCAGCGGCCGUCUCCAAAGAAGACCCCGCCGCCGCCGCCGAUGAUGAAGCAUCUUCGUCAACAACACUCCCCCCGCCGCCAUCGUCUCACUACGACUUCUUCCCACAAACUCUGCCCCAGGGCCCCCCGCCCGCCGGCCCCUUCGCCAUCGACCAGCGCGCCCUCCGCCGCGAGUUUCUCCGGCUCCAAGCCAAAGCCCAUCCCGACCUGCACCCGCCGCACCUCAAAGCCCGCGCAGAAGCUACAUCCGCGCGGAUAAACGAGGCAUACAAGACCUUGUCCUCCCCGCUGCUGCGCGCACAGUACCUCCUCGACACCCGCCUGGGCCCCAACGCGCACCCCUCGAGCGACGAGGCCGCCAAGGUCGAGGACCCAGAGCUGCUGAUGCAGGUGCUCGAGGCGCGCGAGGUCAUCGAGGACGCCGAGGACGAGUCGGAGCUCGUGGGUCUGCGGGCCGAGAACGACGAGAGGGUGCGCGAAAGUGAGGCGAGCCUGGGCGAGUUCUUCGCCGCGGACGACCUGGAGAGUGCCAAGCACGAGUGCGUCAGGCUGAGGUACUGGGUGAACAUUGGGGACACGCUGCAUCACUGGGAGAAGGGCAAGCCUGUGGUCCUUCAGCACUGAAUUGAAGAUCUGGGCUGUCUGACCUUGUGUCGGCUCGUCCGGCACAAGACGAAAACCCUGAAAUUUUGUCAGCUGAAUAAACUCCUCUGCGAAGAUAAGACGGGAGUGUAUAAUAUAGAGGCCGCGACUCUCAUCUCAGCAUCUUUGCGAUACCUCGAGAGCUCCGAUAAUUGCUCCAAGGACGAAUCUUGUCCGAUUGUGUAUAUAUCUUGUAUACAAAGUGUACCAAAUGUCAAAAAACAAAAUAAAACAUUGGCGAGUUCUGUGCAAGACGCGCACGUACUUUGCAACAGGUACGACUCCCAAGGGAGGGUCUAAAUUCAGUAACCAGUGACUGCAUCUACUUCUCUGCGUCGACUACAGUGUGCAGAAUGCCCCAACGCGUGACAUACCCAAGCCUUUCUCGUUCAUC
Messenger RNA from Microdochium trichocladiopsis, 1406 nucleotides. RefSeq names its product HSCB C-terminal oligomerization domain-containing protein. The record is from RefSeq and is a predicted model, not a curated record. Gene Ontology annotation, biological process: protein complex oligomerization; [2Fe-2S] cluster assembly. Gene Ontology annotation, cellular component: mitochondrion. Bases 146 to 994 code for a protein of 282 amino acids. NCBI's taxonomy places the organism in Eukaryota, Fungi, Ascomycota, Sordariomycetes, Xylariales, Microdochiaceae. The transcript has a single exon. Gene Ontology annotation, molecular function: ATPase activator activity; protein-folding chaperone binding.